This is a messenger RNA of Rotaria socialis, 288 nucleotides long. The record is from the annotation of a GenBank genome assembly. NCBI's taxonomy places the organism in Eukaryota, Metazoa, Rotifera, Eurotatoria, Philodinida, Philodinidae.
AUGUUCUUUCAAUUAAUUGACGCGAAUGAAAAUGAAGAUGGAGUAGGAUACAAGAUCAAAUAUGUCUUCGUCAAAUCGUCAUCUCUUCAUCAUGCUCAUAUAUUCGUUGAACUUUUUGGUUUUCGGAUUUCACCAGAAUACUAUGAUGAUUAUGAUGAAUUAUAUGAGCCUAGCGAGCAAACAGUACAAAAUGCUCUGAGAACUUAUUCACUCGAAGCACUUGAACUGACUAAUGAAAGUUGCAGCCUUGGUGAGCAUUAUUGGCAUGCAAUUAAGCCAGUAGAUUAG